Pelagomonas calceolata is the source of this 1192-nucleotide messenger RNA. The record is from the annotation of a GenBank genome assembly. Lineage: Eukaryota; Pelagophyceae; Pelagomonadales; Pelagomonadaceae.
CGCGAGCGCAGCCCCGCCGCGCGCGCGUAAAGCAAAACAGCCAGAGAGCGCCAAAACAGCGCCACACCGCCCCGCGCGGCCCCGUAAGGCGCACACGCAACAGCAAGAGCAACGCCACCAUGACGGAGACGGGCCAGUCCCUCGCCUCCUUCGGCCUCUGCCUCGCCGCGCGCAAGGCCGUCGUCGACAAGCAGAUGGGCGCGGACCCGAACCUGCCGGGCCCCGGCCAGUACAUCAAUCCUCUGACGCUGGGACGCAACAAGAACGGCGAGGUCAAGUCCGUCGAGUCGAAAACGAGGUCCGAGCCGUCGGCCUGCAUUGGACGCGAAGCGAUCAACGAUUGCGGGAGGCCCAUCGAGAAACAAUUGGGGAACGCCUCGACGAACCCCGGCCCGAAGUAUCAAUUGGACAAUAUUACGUAUGGUAUCCAAGUGCAGAGCAAGAUCCGGAGCGCGCCGCGCAUGAAGUUCUCCACGGGACCUAGAUUGGCGACGAGCGGCCCCGGCACGAAGACCCGCAUGGCCGAGCCGUCGCCGCAAACCUACGAUGCGGCGGCCAUCGAGAAGGGCCAGCGCAUGCUGUCUACCGGUAGAAACAUCCCGGGCGUCAAGUUCAUGACAGGGCCCCGCACCUACAACAACGCCGCGGAACGCGAGAACAAAUCUAGACCUGCUCCGGGCCAGUACGACUCCCACGGGAGCUGUGGGCGGCAGAUCGAGUCCAAGUACCGUAGCUCAAAAAUCUCGACGAUCGGUGGUGGGAGACACAACAUCGGCGCGAAGACGCGCGCGCAGGAGCCGGGGCCCGGCCACUACAUCGACCCCCUCAAGGAGGGCCGCAACGAGAAGGGCGAGGCGAAGCCCGUCCUGUCCUCCCAGAAGAGCUAUCCUUCCGCGACGUUCGGCACGGCGGCGCAGCGGCCGUACGCCGGCGAGGGCGGCAACAAGCUCGAGGUGCGGCCGGGCCCGAAGUACCAGAUCCAGGGCUCCAUGGGCCGCAUGCUCGACUCGCGGUACCGGUCCCAGCCGAUCAUCUCCUUCGGCGCGCGCUGAGGCGACUCCCCCAAUUCCCCGCCCAAAAGGGGCCCCGCCCGCCGCGCGUAAUGUGCUAGAUAGAUUUUUUGUCGUUAGGCGCGCGUGAGGGAGCUUAUGGAUAGGUGUGGGUUCCGCUCGAGAGCGGGGUGCGCGCACGA